This is a messenger RNA of Boleophthalmus pectinirostris (great blue-spotted mudskipper), 2646 nucleotides long. RefSeq names its product rho-related GTP-binding protein RhoN-like. Gene Ontology annotation, molecular function: GTPase activity; GTP binding. The transcript is spliced from 5 exons. Gene Ontology annotation, biological process: small GTPase-mediated signal transduction. The coding region runs from base 844 to 1668 and encodes 274 amino acids. The record is from RefSeq and is a predicted model, not a curated record. Lineage: Eukaryota; Metazoa; Chordata; Actinopteri; Gobiiformes; Gobiidae.
UUUGAAUUCGUUGCAUUCUGGAAAGGUCAAGUUGUUGGCACUGCGUAAAGGUAACAUUUUGGAGAGGUGCGCAGGUUUAAAGCUGUAUUUGUAAAGUAAUAAACUCAACGCAACUUAAAGGUGCUCUUUGUAACUUUUCUGAUCACCUGCUUGUCUCUGCGGAAAUAUUUUUGCGUGGAAUUUCAAUUUUAGUUUGACAUUAAGUCUAUUUGUCGCCAUGGAGAAAGCACGUGACACCUCCAGGCCAAGUUACAAGUGAGAUCUCUGGAGAAGUGACCACUCUCACAGUUAGAAUGCGUGUUUUUCAAGGAUUAUUUUUGAAGUAAACAGGUAGAUAAGUUAAACAGUGCACUGUGGAACACUCCAGGCCAAGCAGCAAUAACAUCUCCGUGGAAACAAGGAGGUGUCGGUCAGAUCCUCAUAAAAGUUACAUAGUGAACCUUUAAAACAUGAGGGAACAUUGCCAAAACUACCCUAAACUACACCAUUUGGAGACAGUAGCUUUGACUAAUUACCUCAUAAUAUUGGAAAUUAGUGCUUCACGAUACAAUCUCCUCUCCAAAAGCGUUAUAAACUUAUGUAUUUAACGCCAGAAUUCAUGAGGUCACCAAAAACGUGUCCAGCGAGAUGCCAAGCUGUUGUUACUGAUGUGUUCCAUGCGUGCACACUGAAGGGGCGUGGCCAAUAUCAAGGUAGUCCCCACCGUGUUUUGCCUCUUCACUCAGCCACGGGGCCAGUCAAGUCAGCCAGAGCGACUGAGUGGAGCGGAGGAGGACCAGCGCGUACCGGAGAAUUGGAUACUUAUUACGCACGGCCAUUAAGCGCUUCUGCUCAGCCCGACGCAUGCAUCUCCGUGUGUCUUCAUUGCCGCUCGGUUCGCGUCUCGUGUCGGAUGCUGGGUGCAGUUGGUCCCCGUGUCAAGAAGACCAUACAAAAACCUCACCACGCGCGGACGAGCUAACCAUGGACAGCUUAGUUAGCCGCUGUAAGAUCGUGGUGGUUGGGGACACGCAAUGUGGGAAAACUGCGCUCCUUCAUGUCUUCGCCAAGGACUGUUAUCCAGAGACCUAUGUUCCCACUGUGUUCGAAAACUACACAGCCAGUUUUGAGAUCGAAAAGCACCGCAUAGAACUGAAUAUGUGGGACACGUCAGGUUCUUCUUACUACGACAACGUGCGUCCCCUGGCUUAUCCCGACUCAGACGCUGUCCUCAUCUGCUUCGAUAUCAGUCGUCCAGAGACAUUGGACAGUGUCAUUAAAAAGUGGCAAGGGGAGACACAGGAGUUUUGUCCCAAUGCCAAAGUGGUGCUGGUGGGCUGCAAACUGGACAUGAGGACGGACGUCAACACUCUCCGAGAACUGUCCAAGCAGCGCCUCAUCCCCGUCACCCACGAGCAGGGCAGCACAAUCGCGCGUCAGAUGGGAGCCGUGGCGUACGUGGAGUGCACAUCCAAAGUGUCGGAGAACAGCGUACGAGACGUGUUCCACAUCACCACGCUGGCAUCUGUCCGCCGACCACACAAAACGCAAAUGAAACGCAGCAGCUCCCGUAGGGGCCUAAAGAGGGUAUCCCAACUGCCCCUGCCUCCUCUGCCCGGGCGGACUGAGACAAUGGACCAAGCCCCAGCCAUUCGGAAGGACCGGGCUAAAAGCUGCGUGUUGAUGUAGAACUCCUAUGAUCAAAAUGGACUGUACAUACGACACAGAAUAUAACAGAGGAAGUAUAUUUAUUGUUUCAUUAUUGUUUUCCUCAUAUUUUAUUUUUUGCACUGCUAAGGAGCGCUUUGGAGGAGUUUCCGUGUUUUGCCUAUUUUCCGAGCUGUUUACACAUUUGUUGUUGGUAAUUGGACUAACCCGCCUGGACAAUAUAUACUAGAGGAAUUAUUUUCUACAACUGGUUUAAGAAGAAGAAGAAGAAGAAGAAGACGAAGACGAGGACAAAGGAGGAAGCCAUUUUGGAUUGCCUUGUCAGUUAUAAAGGACAAUUGACAAGCUACGAGCAGUACUAUUUGUAGUAAAAGUUUAUAAGGGAUUUUAAAGGGGACAUAGAUUGACAGCUCAGGUCAAACAGCUGGGAAUGAGAUUCAGUGACAGAGAUGUUGUGGAGGUGUGUGUACGCUACCGCAAGUGCAUUUUAAAGAUGCACUGUGUUAUUGUUCUGGUGGAGGGUCCGACACAUGCUUGUCUCUAUGGAGAUGGUAUUACUUUGCCUGGAAUGUUCCAUGGUAUAACAUUAAACAUAUACAUCUAACAUUUAUUCAUUACAUGUGUUUCUGUUGCUCAAAAAUACAGUAAUUCAUUCUGUGAAUGGGGGUGACUCUCCACAGAUCUGAACUGUAAUGUAGCGUAGUGUUGUUACCUGCUUGAUUCCCUCGUGAUAGAUAGGUUUAAUCUAUACUGUGGAACAUUCUAGACAAAGCAAUAGCAUUUCCAUGGAGGCAAAGAGGUGGUGGACCCUCCACCAGAAAUGUUACACAGUGCACCUUUAAGCAAAGAAACUACAGCAAAAUGCAGUUUAAAGUCUAAUACCAUUCUUUACAAAUACGUUAUUGUCAGUCUGCCCCCUGACCGUUCCUGUUAAAUCAGUCUGUUUCUUUGUGAAGAUUGCAGUGGUCAGAUGUUAGCACUAUUUUGUUGUACUUUCAC